AGUGAUUUCUUGGGCUGCAGCGCUGGCUUAUCUCCUGCGGGAACUGCCCCUCCUGCAUAAAUAGCGGCGGUGGGGAAGCUGCGGGCUCACACGGGACGAGCGGCGCGGAGCAGCGGCAGGAGAGCCCCGGUUCAGCCCGAAGAUGAGAGGCGUGGUGCUGACCCUCGCUGUGCUCUUCCUGACGGGCACCCAGGCCCGCUCCUUCUGGCAGCACGAUGACCCCCAGACUCCCCUGGAUCGCAUUCGGGAUAUGGUGGAUGUCUACCUGGAAACCGUGAAGGCCAGCGGCAAGGAUGCCAUCGCCCAGUUCGAGUCCUCUGCUGUGGGCAAACAGCUUGACCUGAAGCUGACUGACAACCUGGACACGCUGAGCGCUGCGGCCGCCAAGCUGCGCGAGGACCUGGCUCCCUACUACAGGGAGGUGCGUGAGAUGUGGCUGAAGGACACCGAGGCCCUGCGCGCCGAGCUGACCAAGGACCUGGAGGAGGUGAAGGAGAAGAUCCGGCCCUUCCUGGACCAGUUCUCCACCAAGUGGACGGAGGAGCUGGAGCAGUACCGCCAGCGCCUGGCGCCCGUGGCCCAGGACCUGAAGGAGCUCACCAAGCAGAAGGUGGAGCUGAUGCAGGCCAAGCUGACCCCGGUGGCCGAGGAGGCGCGGGACCGUCUGCGCGCGCACGUGGAGGAGCUGCGCAAGAACCUGGCGCCCUACAGCGACGAACUGCGGCAGAAGCUGAGCCAGAAGCUGGAGGAGAUCCGCGAGAAGGGCAUCCCCCAGGCCGCCGAGUACCAGGCCAAGGUGGUGGAGCAUCUCAGCAAUAUGCGCGAGAAGGUAACACCCCUGCUGCAGGAGUUCAAGGAGCGCCUCACCCCCUACGCUGAGAGCCUCAAGAGCCGCUUAAUCAGCCUCCUGGAUGAUCUCCAGAAGAGCGUGGCCUGAGCUGCCGGCCCAGGGACUGACCCCAGGCCAUGCCGGACCCCGGGGGUCCUCCUUGGGGACCCCUCCGUGCCCUCCUCUCCCUCCCUGACCCGGAGUCCGUCUCAGCUUUGCCAUUCUUUUGUCAAAUAAAAGUGACUUAAGUUAUUGGAGCUCA
Messenger RNA from Numida meleagris (helmeted guineafowl), 1091 nucleotides. It is a transcript of the gene APOA1, whose product is annotated as apolipoprotein A1. The transcript is spliced from 4 exons. The record is from RefSeq and is a predicted model, not a curated record. Gene Ontology annotation, biological process: lipoprotein metabolic process; lipid transport. Bases 143 to 937 code for a protein of 264 amino acids. Gene Ontology annotation, cellular component: extracellular region. Gene Ontology annotation, molecular function: high-density lipoprotein particle receptor binding; lipid binding. NCBI's taxonomy places the organism in Eukaryota, Metazoa, Chordata, Aves, Galliformes, Numididae.